This is a messenger RNA of Linum trigynum, 2480 nucleotides long. The record is from the annotation of a GenBank genome assembly. NCBI's taxonomy places the organism in Eukaryota, Viridiplantae, Streptophyta, Magnoliopsida, Malpighiales, Linaceae.
CAUCCCACCCACAAACCCCAAAAAAAAAAACCCAUCUUCUCCAUUUCAAUGGCUUCCACUUUCGCAGCCAUCCUCCCAUCCUUCUCCCUAAUGAUGCUUCUAUCCCUCUCCCACAUCCAAGCAGCAGCAACUCCUCCUCCUCCUCGGCCGGCGCCCGUCCUUCCGACGGCCGCGAGGGACUUCCUCGCCGCCCACAACGCCGCCAGGACGGCGGUUGGAGUCCCUCCCCUGACCUGGAGCCCGAAGCUAUCCGCCGCCGCGGGCAGGACGGCCAGGCUCCAGACCAGGUGCCAGUUCGCCAACCUGACCGACAGCCAGUACGGCGCCAACCAGAUGUGGGCGAGCGGCGGAGUGGUGCCUGCGCCACGCGCGGUGGUGGGGAAGUGGGUGGCGGAGGGGAAGUACUACGACCACCGCAGCAACACGUGCGCGGCGGGGCACAUGUGCGGUGUGUACACGCAGGUGGUGUGGAGGAAGUCAGGGCAGCUGGGGUGCGGCUCCGCCACGUGUGUGAAGGACAAGGCCAGCCUCACCAUCUGCUUCUACGAUCCCCCUGGAAAUUACGUUGGAGAGAGCCCUUAUUGAGAUUUGUUAAACAAGAAAAGAAAAAAAAGCCAUUAGAAGGGUUAAUAAUGGUUUUGGUUAGAUUUGUAAGCUUCUUGUUUGUGACUUGUAAAUUGGGGGGAAAAGUCGGGGCAAAAAAAAAAAAAAAAAGAAUUAUUCUGCUGUCUAUUGAGAGGAAUUGAAUUGUACUCUUUUUCAUUUUGGUUUUUUUUUUGUUAAUGGUUUUUAAAUUAGGGAUUCAUUAAUGGUCAGUAGGUGGUGGGUUUAGAAAAUAAUUUUAAUGAAAGAUGUUGUUUAUAAAGGGGUUAAUACUUAAUAGCCCAUUUUGUAGCCUCUAUAUAUGUUGUAACCAUUUUGUUUAAUAACAACUAUCAUGUGUUAUGAAUUCCAACAAUUAAAAUUACAGCUGUACGGUAAGAAGGGUGGAGAGAAAAAACAAGGAUUUUGCAAUAUAGGUAACAUGUGACUCAUUGAGAACAUACUCACAAAUCAGACUACACCAGUAAUGGGUUUGGACAAAAUGUUCAAGAGUGAUAUUAAAGCAGAUAAAUGCUGUAGUACAAGGGCAUGCAUAUAAUUAGUUAGAGAUCCUGGUACAAGAUUUGUCAGUUAAACAUUCGAGUUAUAUAUGGGUUGAGGUUAAUUUAAUUGGUUGUCGAUAUUGAUGUGGAAGUCUUAUUAAAAUCUUUAUGACUCCAGUACUCCUAUUUUGCUUAGGAGUGGCUAUACAUGUUCAGUCCGGUUAAAUUGGCCCAAAAUGGUUCGGUCCAGUGCGAUCUUUUUGAAAAUAUAAGGACCAAAGAUUGGAUUGAAUACAGUCUGGUUUUGACCCGGUCCGGUCCCAAUUCGGUCUUGAUUUUAUAUUGAGCUUGUGUGAAUUUGAGUGACCUAAGGCCUGAAAGGGUGAGGAGCUGGUUAAGUUUUGUACUAAGGGCAAAUGUUGGGACCGUUUAUGCAAAUUACCCUUAUGUUUUGGGUGUUGAGCUCUCUUAUCUGGUCUUUAUCCAGUUUUCGAUUCGGUCCCGAACGGUUUUUCACCUCAAAUCUAAGCCCAAACAUUGGAUUGAAUUGUUUACUAUCCGGUGCCGAUCCGAAUUAUACGAUCCAGUUUCGGGUAAACCAAAAAACCUGGACCAAAUAACGGUCUCUAAUUUUGCUGCAGCUCAUGUGCUUUUUGAGUGUAUUUUUUUUCCACUCAAUUUCCUCAAUUAAUAAAACGAGUCACCGGCCAUUAGCAACCCAAUAGGCCUUUGCAAACUUCAAUAGGUUGGAGAUUUGUUCCGCUUAAGAAAAAUACGCAUCAAAAUCUCUUCCACUAGAAGUGGUCGAAAAGAACCUGCCUAGGCCGACCGACAGAAGUGAAGUGUGUUCAUGUGAAGUUGCAGGUGGGGGAAAAGAAGCUAGCUAGCGUGGGACUCUGGAUUUUAGUUCGACGCACGCACGAGGGCCGCCAACUGAACUGACGGUCCCAAUUUUCCACCUAACCCCAAUAUCUUGUCACCCCAUAAAUGUUUUGUCGCCAUUUCUAUACCACUGAAAAUUUUGGCAAACUCUCCAAGAUGACGACGGAGGCUACAAUUUUGUUCAACUCUCGCGCCGACGCCAAGAGACGGCGGAAAGAAAAAAAAACCGAUCUCAAUGUCCGCCGCAUUUUCCCUCCUUAUAUUCUCUCACCUAAAUUUUCUCAUUAAAAAAUACAUCAUUUUAUUAUUUGAUUUUUUAAUACGUCAAACCAUCUAAAAUGUUUGAAGUCGACCUAAAAGUGCAAGUUAAGGUGACAUGCAUGUCACCGUAGCAAAGUCCUAAAGGUAUAGUUGACUGUCUGUCAUGUUCGGUGAACUAAUUAACGAAAUUGGACGAUUAGUGAUCCACGUAAAAUUUUGAGUCACAAAUAUGAAUAAAACUGAUAAAUUGAA